This is a messenger RNA of Candoia aspera, 5060 nucleotides long. RefSeq names its product sorting nexin 8 (gene SNX8). The record is from RefSeq and is a predicted model, not a curated record. The coding region runs from base 211 to 1641 and encodes 476 amino acids. The transcript has 10 exons. Gene Ontology annotation, biological process: early endosome to Golgi transport; intracellular protein transport. Gene Ontology annotation, molecular function: phosphatidylinositol binding. NCBI's taxonomy places the organism in Eukaryota, Metazoa, Chordata, Lepidosauria, Squamata, Candoiidae. Gene Ontology annotation, cellular component: early endosome membrane.
UUUCCUUCCAUGGUUUAUUGUGAUCAGGAUCCAAGAAUGCCAGCUGCAGGCUUUGCUCCAUGUUCAUCUUAGCAGGAGCCAGCUAGACAGGAAUUACGGGCCUCUUGGCUGGCUCCCUCUGUUGAUUUUUGGCACCUGGCCGAGAAGAGCAACUGCUUCUGGAAAGGUGUGGGAUUUAAGAUGUUUCUGGGUAGUUUAGGGAGGUAGGUGAUGAUUCUUCACUGUAGGUGUGUCUGCUUGGGAGGGGCAGUUUUCAGAUUGGGUGGCAAAAAGGCUGCGCACCAGGAAGGUCUCUUCCCACCUCCCUGUUCACGGGCAUUUUAUUUCUUUGGGAUGCCUCUUUCUCCUCUAGACUUGGGGAAGCCUCUGAUCAGUGACCUGACGGAGACGGAAGAACCUCGGAUGCAGACACCCCCGGGAAGCCCGCUGGUCCUUCCUCAUACCUUGCAGGAGCUCUUGAGCAAAGACACGGUUCAGGUGCAGCUGAUCCCGGAGAAAAAGGGGCUCUUUCUGAAGCACGUGGAAUAUGAAGUCUCGAGCAAGCGUUUUAAAUGCUCCGUUUACCGGCGGUAUAACGACUUUGUGGUCUUCCAUGAGACUCUCCUUCAGAAGUUCCCCUAUCGCAUGGUCCCGGCCCUGCCUCCCAAAAGAAUGUUAGGAGCUGACCGAGAAUUCAUCGAGACCAGACGCCGUGCGUUGAAGCGCUUUGUCAAUCUGGUGGCGCGACACCCUCCUUUUUCAGAAGAUGUGCUUCUGAAGCUCUUCCUCUCUUUCAGCGGGUCGGAUGUGCAGAACAAGCUGAGGGAGCUGGUCCAGGGUGUGGGGGACGAAUUCAUGACCUGCAAGUUAGCAACUCAAGCAAAGGACUACUUGCCGGCAGACAUCCAAGUCCAGUUUGCGGCCAGCCGAGAGUUGAUCAGGAACAUCUACAACAGCUUUUACAAGCUCAGGGACCGGACCGAGCGAAUUGCCUCGCGGGCAGUGGAGAACGCCUCGGACCUCCUCUUGUUCGGGAAGGAGCUAAGCGCUUUGGGCUCGGACACAACGCCGCUGCCUUCCUGGGCGGCCCUCAACAGCAGCGCCUGGGGCAACCUGAAGCAGGCGCUGAAGGGGCUCUCCGUGGAAUUUGCCGUGCUGGCCGACAAAGCUGUGCAGCAAGGUAAACAGGAAGAGAAUGAUGUGGUGGAGAAGCUGAACCUUUUCCUGGACUUGCUCCAGUCUUAUAAAGAUCUGUGCGAGAGGCACGAGAAGGGUGUUUUGCACAAGCACCAGAGAGCUUUGCACAAAUACAGCAUGAUGAAGAAGCAGAUGGUGAGUGCCACGGCGCAGAACAAGCAGCCAGAGUCGGUCGAGCAGCUGGAAUCCCGAAUUGUGGAGCAAGAGAACGCAAUCCUAACGAUGGAGCUGCGCAAUUACUUCUCCCUGUACUGCCUUCAUCAAGAGACGCAGCUCGUUCACAUUUACCUCCCGCUCACCUCUCACAUCUUGGGAGCGUUUGUCAACUCGCAGAUCCAAGGCCACAAAGAGAUGAGCAAAGUCUGGAACGAACUGAAACCCAAGUUGAGCUGCCUCUUUGCGGGAUCCAGCAAUGUGUUGACGUUGCCAUCUUCUGCCCAAGAGGACAAUUUUCUUCCCAGUUAAUGCUUUGGGAUUCAGUUGCUUGAGGGAAGGGAUGUCCUUGCCACUUACUGCUCCUAUCCAGGUAUUAACAAUAUUCUCCUUCUGGCAAGUCCUUGUUUGCCUUCGGGGGACUGAUUUGAGGGAUUCCUUGAUUUAGGGGAGGCCUGGAAAUGUGACUCUACAAAGACUCUCUUGUGUUUAUAAUUUUCGAUUUCCCUUGUGAAGGCUCACAGCAGAUUUGAUGAUGGUGCGGUCUGUCGAAAAUGACAGAUGAGUUUGUGUGACCCGCCCCUCUCCAGGAAUAAAAUGAAUAAUUUAAUUGGGGCUAGGGUUGGGCAAGAAAUAUAUGUACCAUCUAUUAAAGGGCGGGCAACUUCCGGAAUCAGCAUUCCCAGCCAAGUGGCCAUCUUGAGCUUUUCUCUUACCACCCAGCCAACCUUCUUCUGCUCUGAAAAGCCAGACAUUUACAGGAAAUGAACAGAAAUGUAACUGACACUUAGGCUUCUAUGGACACUGUAGAAGGGUGGCUAUGCUCCUACAUGCCCCGUGAGAAAUUGCCAGCUGACUUACAGAUGGGCAGACCCACGAAUUGAGCCAUCUCUCAAAACACACUUCCCACCUGCCUCCGUUUAAGUCUCUUAAAUGUCUUUAUGCUUCUUGGAACUAGUUUGAAAUACAGACAGACAGAUAAACCGCCCCCCAAAUAGUGGUUUCAGAAUGGCAGGAUUAGGAAUUUAUCUGUAGAACUUCUGGCUCCUGUUUCUAGUCUGGCUUGUCUGGAAGAGGCAAGAGGUUUUUCUUCUUCUUCUUGCCUUCUAGUUAAGCUGGAAGCCAAAGUUGUACAUCUUUUCCAGAUGAAGGGGGAAUUAAUUCAGACUGGCAGAAGGAGGGCAUGAGUGCCCAGCUCUGCCAUUGGGACCUAGACUUUUUUAGGACCAAUCUGUUGCUCAACCUGGCCUUGUAGCUUUUGCCUUGCACCUUUGUCACAAGCAUCAUUUUAAGCCUGCUGCUUAUGACAAAGCAGGCUCCACGCAGUUCAGAACCUCAGGCAUCCACGUUUCUGCUUGCCAUUUGCAGGAAAAAACCUGACUUGCUUUUCCUUUUAUAUACGAACACAGGAUAUUUUGGAAAAAAACCUUUACGCUGGAGAUUAAAACUAUUACUCUUUCGUACUUCUUCAGUUAGCAAGUCUUUUUUAACGAACAAUUCAGAUAAGCUAAUGGUUGUGACCCAGGGAAGGCAGGUCUGUGCCCUUUUGCACAAAAAACGAAACACAACCCCACUGCUUUUGGAAAACAGUCAUGUGAGAAGACCGUCUUGGCUCAGCCAAGCAGGCCUUUGGCAAAUGGUGAGCGAUAGCUCUGCUGUCUGCCGGUGCAUACCCCAGGCACGUUUGCCACGCUGUUGCACAUACCGGAAAGAGGGUGUGGAAAAGUGUGAGAAAGGGAGUUGUGCUCCAGUCGUGUGUGUGGGAAAACGGCUAACAAUUGCCUCUGCAAACAGCUCUCGUAAAUGACAGCUGUGGCUUCUGUCAAGUGCAGGACUUAGAAGGGGCAGUCUAAUAGCUAAGAAUGCACAUGGCACUCUGUGUAUUGAAGCAUGGGGCUGAUGCUGCCAAAGGCCCUUCCCCCCAGUUGGUACUUUGUGCUUAACGCAUGCAGAUUUUUGCACACAUUAAUGGUGCCUUUCUUCCUAGUUAGAGCACUCAGACAGUGCAGAUGGUGGAUAUCGCUGUCCACAAAGGGAAACCUAAAUCUCCCUGGGUCUUCUCACGCCAUGAUUUCAUUUUACCAACACGAUUGUGUGCAUGUCUUAUAGAAUCCAGGGCCUCCUGUUCCCGUAGUUUAGAAGCCGGAGACUGGUUCACACAACAUGUUAAGCCAUUAUAUAGUUUGCUUGUUUGUGCCUUAAUGCAUGGUGUGUAGCCAGCCAUCACAGCUUGUGAGCCACGUGAAUCUAGCCAAACGUAAUUUAUUCAAUGAGCCAUUGCUUAAGCAAAUCACAGGGUCAGGUGACCCACUCUGCCUACGGAUCUGCCUCUGAGCUGAUUUUUCUAAAAUGAACUUUGGAAAUCUUAGAUAAUAUGGGGAACGAUUUAGCAGACUUCUUUAAAAAGAUGCCACAUGGCUAUUAUUUAACAGAUCAAACUCAAAUUGCUAAUGUUGCCAUCCAGACCUAGUAUACGGGAGCUCAUUUCAACAGGGGUAGAUAUGCUGGCUUACAGACAUGGUACCGUAUGUGGCAUUUGGCCAGCUUUCAAAGACACGUUCGUGUUCAGCGUUUGCAGAACCCAAUUCUUCUAAUAUACAGGUAGUCCUCACGUAAUGACCAUUCGCUUAGUGAUGGUUCAGACUUACAACAGUGCUGAAAAAAACAGCUUACAACCUGUGCUCACACUUAAAACCGUCACAGUGUCCCCGUGGUCACAAUUUGGGAGCUUAGCAACCAGUUCGCAUUUAUGACUAUCGCAGCAUCCCGUGGUCACACGAUCACCAUUUUUGGCCUUCCUGGCCAGCUUCUGGCAAGCAAAAUCAAUGAGGAACUGUGGUUUUGCUUAAUGACUGCAGUGAUUCACUUAAUGACUGCCACAAAAAAGGUCAUAAAAUCGGAUCAGUUUCGCUUAAUGCCAGUUUGCUUAGCAACUGAAAUUCCGGUCUCAAUUGUGGUCAUUAAGCGAGGACUAUCUGUACCUACAUUCCUUUUGAAUUCAGCUGAAGGAAUUCAAACCUAGGAGUAUAAGAGGUGUAGCACUGUACAGUACUCUGUAGUUUACAUUGUACCAUCCCUGGGGCACAUUCCUUACCCUGUCCAUAAAUGUUCCUCAGCAUGCCUAUCAAGUAAAGCUUGGCUGAACUUGGUGACUAUGUAUCGUGCCUUCUUCCAAAAUGGUGUUUUUGUUUUUUUUGACCUCCCACUCUAGAUAAUCAGAAUAAGCUAACCAGAAUAAGCCCUGUUCAGCUUCUGAGUCUUGGUAAGGUUGGCCAGGGACAACCAGCCGCUGAGGUCAUAUAGGAGGACAAAUUGUUGCCUAGUUAAAUGAAAGGACAGCUGUGAAAGAGCUUGUCCUGCUGAAUUAAAAAAAAUCCAACCUCUAUGAGGGAAACCGCCUCUUCUCUGUAAGGAGUCAUGUAGAUGAUUCUUUUUUAGGAAGCUCUAUCUAAAAUGGACCGUUUGGACCAUCAUGUAGGCAGACCAUGUUUUAGCAAGAUGGUUAGGGCUUAAUCGCAAAAGAAGUCAUCUGAAUGGGCUACAUAAUGCAAUGGUCUUUUUAUGCUUUUCAAGCAUUUUUGCUUAACCAAAAACGGGUGGAGGGCAGGUGGGCUUCCUCCCACUCCCUGGCAUUUAAUUGGGAAUUUGUAAAAGAGCAUCUGCUUUGCAAAAAAAAAAAAAAAAGUAUUGUUUUAAAUGAAGCACUUUAUUAAACUGCAGGAAUCGGAGAA